CCGCCCCCUCCCCGAGUGGGGCGGAGCCGCGCAGGCCUCCGAGCCGCCGCCGCCGCUCCCGGAAGAGCCGCCGCCGACACCGCCCGCGCUGGGGAUAUGGAGGAGUUUCAACCCCACAGCGACGAGAUGAUCUUCAAUGCUGAUGAAGCCCACAACAUAGUUAAGGAGUGCAUAGAAGAUGUUCUGGGCAAAGCAGAUUAUAACCACAAUAAAGUCAACCAAUGGACUGCAGCUAUCGUAGAACAGUCGCUGACACAUUUGGUGAAACUAGGAAAAACAUACAAGUACAUUGUAACCUGUGCAGUGAUGCAGAGAAGUGGAGCUGGUCUCCACACAGCAAGCUCUUGCUUCUGGGAUACCACAACUGAUGGAACCUGCACAGUGAGAUGGGAAAACCGAACGAUGAACUGCAUUGUCAAUGUUUUUGCAGUUGCUAUUAUCCUGUAGCUGACUGGAAGAUGAAUAUAAGUAACACCGGAGCCUUUAAAAACAAAAAAACAAAACAGCGAAACCCUAUCAUUUACUAAACACAUGACUAAAUAAUUCAAAUCACUUUUUUUUUUUGUAUGAGGAGGUAUAUCAUAUACAAGUUCUCUACAGAGAAUAUACAGUCUCAGCCAAUUCUUAUAGGUUAAUUAUCUGAAACCUAGCACCCCCCAUAUAUUUAUAUAUAUAUAGUUUUUGUAAUUUAAAUAACUUAAAUAUUCAGAGGUGAUGUUAAUGAGAAGAUGCCACAAAGAUCAAUACAAUUUAUAUCAAACCUUAUAUCAGAGACACUUUAUUCAAGAGAAACAACAAACUUCUAAUCAAAGGAAAGGUGAAAGGGCAAGCAAGACCUCAGGAUUAUGAUGAGCUGGGAACAAAUGAUGACUACAAUUCAGAGUGGAUAUAUUGUAAACAAUAUCAGUACUUUGUGUUUGAUUAAACAAAGUUAAAUUGCAUAUUGAAUGUUGAUGCUUGUGAAAUUACAUAAGCAUCACAUUUCAGUCGAGCAUGAACAAGCAUUGAAAUGAAAUAUGCUUAAGCUUUUCCGCCUGAGGCACAAAAUAACUUCGCCAGGGCAAAUAUGAAAUAUACCUAGCUCUAACAAGAAUUCUGAUUUUUCUUCAGAAUGAAGAACAUUGUAUUUGUUACUAAUUCAGGGAAACAUGUUGGGGGUCAGGUGAUAGCAUUUAAUCCAUAAUUUAUACUUUUAAAGAUAUUAUAAAGGUACUUAAAUUUGAUUUUUAUUCCAUGACUAUGGAGUUUGUGACAAGCACUUUAUUGAUUCCUCAUGAAACAAAGGAGAGUACCCAGGAGCUAAAGGAAUAAGACUGGGCCCAUACUUCUCCAAGAAGAAAUAAGUUGUUCAGGGAGAAGGCACACUCAUUUCUAGAUGCUCUUGUUACCUUGAAAGCAUUUAUUUUAAAACAACGUAACUACUCUUUAUAGGAGUAUUUCCUAUAUUCUCAAAGUCUAGAAUUGAAUUUUAGUCCUACAAAAAGUUGUAAGCACUGAGAGUUCCCAUCGUACAAACAUUUAUGCAACUUCUUAACUUCGCUCAUCUGAUUAGUCUCAACUCAAAAUAUUCCACAUGGAAAAAAUGUAUUUGCACAUGCAUAAGUAUUUGCUGGAUUGGGGCCUAUGUUUUUGUCAACUAAUGCACAAAUUAUAUGAUAAAGUUAUAUCAAUACCAAAAAUGCCUAAAUGAUUGCUGCCACUAAGUGGCAGCUACAUUAAGUUGUUUUAUCAAAUGCUGCUUGAUGGUAGAAUUUUUUCUUGAUUAGUGCAUGUCUUUGGAAGAGACUGAUAACUACCUAACAGCUACUGUAAGGCUGUUUUGCAUUUUAACAAAUAGUAUGAAAGCACUGUUACACAGUUUUGAUUCUUUUUUGGAUAACUGACUAUUAGGACAUGUAACAAGUGUCCUGUGCAAAGAAUGAGCUAAAAAGCAUUUCAUUGCUCAAAUUGUGUACAUAGUUGGUAUGAAGACUACAAAAAGAACGUGUGUAUGUGUAAUUCACAGUACUAUUCAAAAUCUGUUGCUUUGCAGACAAAUAGAAUUCAGCUUUUACCUAAGUGCAAGUAAAGUUAAGCCACUGUAACAUUGCAUUUGCUUAACAAGCAGGUGUAGUAUGAAGAUGUAUUUGCAUGUUGUACUAACUUUCAGAUAUAUAGUAGAGUAAUUGAGUAUUAUUUGGGUUAGGAUAGCAGUUUCCAAACUAGCUGUCAACAUUUAAGACCUGAGUUGUGAACCUAACAAAAAUGCAGUAGUUGCACUUGUGUUUGGGAUCGCACAAGGUAACAAACUUAGGUGGAAUGACAGCCAGAAAAAGCUUUGGGAACUGCUGAUACUGUGUAAGAUGUGUGUGAGUAAAAAUAUAGUGAUGACUGUUAUCCUCAUUUAAUGGGCCUUCAGGUGCCAUGGACAGGAGGAAUAUUAUUCCAAAUAGCUGUUUACAAUCUCAUUUAGUAUUUUUGCUUUACUUGAAAAUAAAAUGCACUGAGUAAGAUUAUUACUUAGAUUAGGCUUGGUGAAAGUUCCAGUGCAGAAGAUCUUUCACUAGAAACCAAGAGUAUACUGCUUAAUUAUAAUAUUGCUUCAUUUUUCUUUCUACCAAAAAAAAAAAUAAAGAUUUGCCUUAGUUGUA
Molecule: messenger RNA, 2630 nt
Organism: Dromaius novaehollandiae (emu)
Lineage: Eukaryota; Metazoa; Chordata; Aves; Casuariiformes; Dromaiidae
Gene: DYNLT3
Product: dynein light chain Tctex-type 3
Exons: 5
Coding region: 97-447 (116 amino acids)
Biological process (GO): microtubule-based movement
Cellular component (GO): cytoplasm; cytoplasmic dynein complex
Molecular function (GO): dynein intermediate chain binding
Source: RefSeq, a predicted model, not a curated record